Molecule: messenger RNA, 1056 nt
Organism: Trichosporon asahii var. asahii CBS 2479
Lineage: Eukaryota; Fungi; Basidiomycota; Tremellomycetes; Trichosporonales; Trichosporonaceae
Exons: 3
Coding region: 1-1056 (351 amino acids)
Source: RefSeq, a predicted model, not a curated record
AUGAGUUUCAGCGUCACAUUCAACCACCUGGAGGAGAGGAUAGUAGAGCGCGGCGUGAAUGCGAAUGGGAAACGUUUCGAGCGCUUCGAAUACGACAACGGACAUCGGGGCAAGCGGACGUUCAAGUAUGACUCUCCCCCGAGAGGGCUGACGCCAGACGACGGGCAUGUCCGAUACGAGAACGCGCGCGGCGGCGUAACAUUUACCAUCCGACAGGUUGGCGGACCUGAGCGCCAGAUUCAGUGUGUGGACGAAUGCUUCGGUCCCCCGGAUGAGGACGGGUACGACGUGCACUUCUGCGGCGUGCCCAAGGCCAUCGCGAAUCGGCUCGACCAUCCCGUCUGCUUCCCGCAACCGCCUUGGCCACGUUACAGGCCGUAUCGGGUGCCGAGGUCUCAGGUCGGGCACCGUGGCCGGGGUGGCGAGUGGGUGAUAAAGCACCCGGAGGAGACGAGCUGGUACGAAGAGGAAGUGGCUGGCGGCGUCGAGGGAGGGUGGGGUGGUAGGUAUGUGCUCUGGGACGAGAGCAUACUGCCCCCGGAUUAUGGAUAUGACGAUCAUGCGAGCGAGGAGGAAGAGAGCCAGUCUGGGCUGCAGCUUGAGACCCCGCCAGCCUCAGGCUCCACAACGCAUGGUGCCCACCUGCAGCGCACUAUUGCUGUUGCAGCCUGCGCACUCGAGGAUGAGGCGAGCGACAACGACAACAAGGCCAAGAGUGAGAGCGAAUGCGCGAGUGACAGUGGACCAGAGGAUGACACGGCCGCCGUGGCUGCCGAUACUCCAGGCGAUGAAGCGACAGCAUCCCCAAGCCUCGUUCAUACAGCCGUCGUAACGCAGCGCAAAAGCCGAAAGCGAACGAGUUAUUCGGCGGAGCUCGAUGAUGCUAUAUUUGAAGCGCAAAUGGACAGCCCCAACUUCAAUCCCGACGACUACUGCUCGCACAUUGGCAGGAGGUUUGCCGACAUGCCGCAGGACUUCCAGGACAGAUACCGACAGAGAAGGAUAGACCUCCGAAUCAGGCAGGAUGCUCUGCGUCGGAGCAAUGUCUCGAUGUGA